This is a messenger RNA of Mauremys mutica (yellowpond turtle), 2068 nucleotides long. Its product is annotated as SLAM family member 5-like. Gene Ontology annotation, biological process: T cell activation. The transcript has 6 exons. Bases 546 to 1709 code for a protein of 387 amino acids. NCBI's taxonomy places the organism in Eukaryota, Metazoa, Chordata, Testudines, Geoemydidae. The record is from RefSeq and is a predicted model, not a curated record. Gene Ontology annotation, cellular component: external side of plasma membrane.
UUUCACCUCUCUUUGUUUGUUCUUUUCGUAACCUACCCUUGUAUUUAAUAGUUUAAAUGUUUCUUUCUUAACCUGCCUUUCUAUUUUUACCAUGUGCUUACAAAACAGUUUCCUUUGUGUUUCUCUUUGAUUUAACUCUUUUUAAAUGCUUUUUAUUAACCUAACUCCUGUAUUUAAUACACCUUUUACAUUUAUCUCAAAUUGUUUUAUUCUUUAAUAACAUACCAAACUAGUCCUUUAAAAACCCCUCUCCUUACUAAACCUCACCAAAACCUCUUCUCUUUAAUAACUUGCCUCUGUUCUUUCAAACUAACCCUUUAAAAACAAAAACCUUCAUUUUCCUUUAAGUUCUCUUUCUGUUCUUUAAUAACCUGCCAAACUAGGCCUUUAAAAUCAUCUCUCCUUACUCAGCCUCACCAAACAACCUCUCUUUCCUUUUUCCCUCUAAGCCUUACCCAAGCUUUCUCUUUUUAAACUUUAAGCUCACUCACUCAAUUCUCCAACCUUUUUCUCGUGGAAACCUGUCAGGAAAUACAUGGUGAUGGAUGCUAUCGAGUCCAUCCUCAGCCACAGAGGGUAGCCAGGCUCGUCCUGCCAGCCAGACGUCCCCGUCCGAACCGCUCCAGGCUCCGGCUCCGUUUGGUGAGGAUCUCCGACGCCCGCUGCCCCACGCUGUCAGGAUGGAGGGGGCUCCUCUUCGACCUUCUUUUCUUUUGCUUCUUCUGCUCUUACAGCCCGGAGAGUACUCCAGCGCGGCCGCAGAUGAGACGGAGCUGGCCGGGAUUCUGGGAGGGUCGGUCACUUUCCCCCUGAGGAUCCCAGCAGCACAGAAAUUUGAAAACGGGGCCUGGACAGUAAACACAAGGAGUCUAGCCACCGUCACCGCAGGGAGACCUCCCCACGUCCUGGUGUUUCACUCCUCCUACGAGGGACGCCUGCGAUUCUCUGCUGAGAGCUCCUCGCUUCAGAUCACCGACCUGAGGCUGGAGGACACGGGCAGCUACACCGUCGAAUACAACACGGACAAAGAGAAAUUCGCCUACAGAGAAUUCACGCUGCGCGUGUCCAAGGGACAACUGCCACCCACCAUCGCCUGUGACUCAGUGGCCUGUGAGGAUGACGCCUGUACCUACACCCUGCGCUGCGCCAUCAGGAAUGAAAGGGAAAAUGUGACCUACAGCUGGAGUAACGCCGCCAGCAGCGUUCUGUCCGCCGACUCCAUCGUGCGCAUCCCUCAGCGGCACCAGGCUGCUCGUGAGACCGUCACCUGCACGGCACGUCUCCCCAACGGGACCAGCUCCACGACGGUCUCCCCGAAGGACUUCUGCACAGAGCAAGUGCCGGCGACGACGAUUGUCUGUGAGUCGGUGACCUGUGUCAAUGGAACCUGUCACUACGCCAUGCGCUGCGUGGCCGGGGAGAGGGGGGGACUGGCGGCUUACAGCUGGACUCAGGCGGGCAGCGGCACGGUCGUAUCCACCGGACCCAUUCUGCGCGUCUCUGUGAGACCUUUCGAGACUCUCCCGGCCGUCAUCUGCACAGCCCGGCACCCCGCCAGGAACAGCUCCAGGCUGCUCUCCCGGAAGGACCUGUGUCCAGAUAACCCCGUGGAUUCCCCACCAGACCGGUCCCUGGCCUCGUCGCUGUCCUACCACCUCAUCAUCCUGCUGCUGGCGCUGGGAGCCCUGAGCGCCGGGGUCAUCGCAUAGCACGGCCUCCCCGGCAGGGAGCGGAGAUGGGACCAAGACCGGAGGAGCUGCCACAGCGACUGCCAAUCCCGCCUGGGCGUUCCCAGCCCGCCAGGCCAAGGGAUGUACCGGGAGGGGAGGGGGGGCGGCACACACUCACUUGCAGCUUCCGAAGGGUUAAUGUCACUGCGUGGGGAGCGAAGCAGAAACACUGGGUCCGGCCAUGGGGCUGUCAACCCUCUGAGCCUAAGGUGGAAUCGUGGAUCUUGUUAUUCACCUAAAUAUCUGGGAUUGGUUGUAUUUUAAUACUGAGGCUAUCUGGUAGCAGUGAGUUCCACAGGUUAACUCCCCAUCUCAUAAAUAAAGUCUCUGCCGUUUGA